AUGAUGCAACCAAAUCACAUCAAGGCCCAUAACCAACUCAGCCGUAGAUCAAGAUCAGCUCCAUCUUCGACUUCUUACUUCUCCCAUUCUUCUUCCCGCCCAUCUAUCUCCUUUUCUUCCUUUUUCGUCACUUUGGUCCUCUCCUGCCUUCUCUUCCUGAUGGUGUCUGCCACAUUUUCCGAUGCAGCUGCCAUUCCCCCAGGUGCGAGUACAGCAACAGGAACAAAAGGAAAAGGUCGUGAUCACGGUUAUGCGAAACAAGCAGUGAUCAAUAAACGCAACUUUACGCCUCCGGAGGGGCAUGAUUGGAAGGAAUCAGAUGGACGGAACGUCAACACUUUACCUGUGGAGCCUAAUCGCCCCAUGAAGAGGAGGGACGUGAAGCGCGCAUACACCCCACCUGGUUGUGGUGAUCAGUAUGACAAAGGCCAGCCCCACGCUACCUAUUAA
Molecule: messenger RNA, 450 nt
Organism: Lobosporangium transversale
Lineage: Eukaryota; Fungi; Mortierellomycota; Mortierellomycetes; Mortierellales; Mortierellaceae
Exons: 1
Coding region: 1-450 (149 amino acids)
Source: RefSeq, a predicted model, not a curated record